AUGCAGUCGAGUUCCGCCGUGCCGCCGUCGUCCUCGCAGUUGUCACCGCACGGAGGCUCACAGCCUACGUGGUGCGCCACGAAGCUGAAGAUGGAGUGGAGUAUGAUCAUUCUCGCAGCCGGAAGAUGCAACUCCCGACUCCUCGUUGUAGGAUUGGGCAAUCGGAUCGUCGUGGUAAGUGUAGGCAAGGAUGUCCGCGCUGACGGAACCCGCGGGCCGGCCCCAUUGAAUAAUGCGAAUCAGACCGCCGCCGAGGGCCGUGAGGUUGCCGCGGACCCAUUCAAGGGCGGCCCGUUGUUCGAGGAUGUCGAGGUUCUGCUCCCCGUUGGCCAGCCCUCGCACGCUGGGGAAACCGAAGAUGCUAAAGCGGUAUUUGAUGGUGAUGAUUGCUGCCGACUGCGACCGCUCGACCCAGGACGUUGGCUUUCAGCAGGGCAGAUCGAUGGACGCACACGAGUCCGCCACCCGAGGGAGGGCUGCAUGCGUCCAUAUGGCAACGUAAAGGCAGUCUUCGGACGUUGCUUCGCCUACCAGACCUGA
Colletotrichum orchidophilum is the source of this 540-nucleotide messenger RNA. RefSeq lists its product as uncharacterized. The transcript has a single exon. The record is from RefSeq and is a predicted model, not a curated record. Lineage: Eukaryota; Fungi; Ascomycota; Sordariomycetes; Glomerellales; Glomerellaceae. Bases 1 to 540 code for a protein of 179 amino acids.